Molecule: messenger RNA, 730 nt
Organism: Aspergillus wentii DTO 134E9
Lineage: Eukaryota; Fungi; Ascomycota; Eurotiomycetes; Eurotiales; Aspergillaceae
Exons: 1
Coding region: 52-600 (182 amino acids)
Source: RefSeq, a predicted model, not a curated record
UAUCUACACUUACACUCUAUCAAUCCUCUACUACGGAGACUAUCAGACAAAAUGCCUUCACUCGAUCGCUACAAACCCGGUUUCUGCACAAUGCGCCUCCGCAAUAUAGAAACCCUCUCUUCAUCCUCCAAAACUGCUCUCCUCAAAUCCAUCGCCAACGAUAUCUCCGCUGUCUUCAUCUACAUUUCCAAGCAGUCCGAAGCAGGGAAUCUCAGCACCAAGCACACGGCCCCGAUCGACAAUGUGAUCAGACUCAUCAAGGGCACGGAGGUCUCGCAGCGACGGAUGCUGGAGCGCAGAGUACUGCGGUAUGAGCGACAGGCGAGCCGGUUGAGAGCAGAGAGAAGAUGGAUUCGGGGUGAGUUUAUGAAGGUGGUCAAGCGCGCAGAGGCUGUUUCGGAGAGGUGGAGAGAGAAGGUGGGAAAAUUGAGUGGGGAUUUGGAUGGGACGAGAAGAGAUCUUUCUUUGGCCAGGCGAGAAUAUGAAUUGCUCAAGGAAAAAGCAAAGGCGGAGGUGGAGGUGGAUCGAGGGGAGGGCAAAAAGAAUGGAGAUGAAGCAUGUGAAAGUCAGGCUGAAGUUGCAGCUGAGGAUGAGGAAUGAUGGCGUGACAUUCCUUGGCUUUGAAUUGAGCAACAUUCAUGAUGGAAGAGUCUUUUCUCUUAUCAUCUCCAUUUGAAUGAUAAAAGUUCUUUAUCCAGAAUUUUAUCCAGGGCUCAUCGAAGAUAUCAUC